UGUUAGUAACCGCCCACAAACUUACUCAGCCAGGUGACAGCUGAGCUGACAGCAGGGAAGUACCUCGGCUUCACUCCAGUCUACGCAGCAUAACAAACGAUAUCGCGGCAACGAUUAACGCCGAAUCGAAGCGCGCUCACAUCCGGACGCUUCACCGCGGAGAGCGAGUUCCCUGCUUGUCUUACGAGAGGUAACGUCAGCAUGUCCGAGGCGGCCACAGCGGAGGCGAAGCUGGAGGUGAAGCAGGCGAGCAAGGAGGUGAAGGAGAGCGAAAACGUAGCGGAAAAAUAUUCAGCCAUGACCGUGAGCAAGAACAGCGAAAUGAACAUGGGAGAGCUGUCGUCCGUCUUCAGCGCCGUGGCCACUCACAAACCAGUGAAGAAGCAAAUCACGUUUGUGGAGGACAAGCAGGAGUUCAGCCGGUUCCCCACCAAGGCCGGCCGCCGCUCCCUGUCCCGCUCCAUCUCUCAGUCGUCCACAGACAGCUACAGCUCCGCGGCAUCAUAUACAGAUAGCUCCGACGACGAGACCUCGCCUCGGGACAAAACCCAGGUCAACUCCAAGGGCAGCAGCGACUUCUGUGUCAAGAACAUCAAACAGGCUGAAUUUGGCAGACGUGAGAUUGAGAUCGCAGAACAAGAUAUGACCGCGCUGAUCUCUCUCAGGAAGAGAGCGCAGAGUGAAAAACCAUUAGCAGGUGCCAAAAUUGUGGGCUGCACUCACAUCACUGCCCAGACUGCAGUCCUGAUCGAGACCCUGGCGGCUCUUGGGGCUCAGUGCCGCUGGACCGCCUGUAACAUAUACUCCACGCAGAAUGAAGUGGCGGCUGCCCUGUCAGAGACAGGUGUGGCUGUGUUCGCCUGGAAGGGGGAGUCUGAGGAUGACUUCUGGUGGUGUAUCGACCGCUGCGUCAACACCGAGGGUUGGCAGCCAAACAUGAUUCUUGAUGAUGGAGGAGACUUGACACACUGGAUGUACAAGAAAUACCCCAAUGUAUUCAAGAAGAUCAGGGGCAUUGUAGAGGAGAGCGUCACUGGGGUUCACAGGUUGUAUCAGCUGUCUAAGGCUGGAAAACUGUGUGUGCCGGCGAUGAAUGUAAACGACUCCGUGACAAAGCAGAAGUUUGACAACCUGUACUGCUGCAGAGAGUCCAUCCUGGACGGCUUGAAGAGAACCACAGAUGUCAUGUUUGGAGGCAAACAGGUGGUCGUGUGUGGUUAUGGCGAGGUUGGAAAAGGAUGUUGUGCUGCUCUGAAAGCUCUGGGAUCCAUUGUCUACGUGACAGAGAUCGAUCCCAUCUGUGCCCUGCAGGCCUGCAUGGAUGGAUUCCGGGUAGUGAAGCUGAACGAGGUCAUUCGCCAGGUCGACAUCAUCAUCACAUGCACUGGGAACAAGAAUGUGGUAACCAGAGACCAGCUGGACCGGAUGAAAAAUGGCGCCAUUGUUUGCAACAUGGGACACUCUAAUACUGAGAUUGAUGUGGCAAGUCUUCGAACCCCUGAGCUGACCUGGGAGAGAGUGCGCUCUCAGGUGGACCAUGUCAUCUGGCCGGAUGGGAAGAGAGUUAUACUUCUAGCUGAGGGGCGUCUCCUGAACCUCAGCUGCUCCACUGUCCCUACCUUUGUCCUGUCCAUCACAGCCACCACUCAGGCCCUGGCCCUUAUAGAGCUGUACAAUGCUCCAGAGGGACGAUACAAAAAGGAUGUUUACUUGCUUCCCAAGAAGAUGGAUGAAUAUGUUGCCAGUCUCCAUCUGACUACGUUUGACGCCCACCUGACAGAGCUGUCUGAUGAGCAGGCAAAAUACCUCGGCCUCAACAAGAACGGACCUUUUAAACCCAACUACUACAGGUAUUAAUUAGUCUGCAAGGGAAUCGCCAGUACACCUGAAUGUGGACAGUACCUGACAUUGCCUGUCAAAGACAAACAAAAGAUGUAUGUUUAUUGUAUUUUAUACUCUUCACAUGCACAGCUCACUGUAUAUUUCGUAGUAUUUCACUGGUCACGGCAAACACAACUUCAUUCGCAGAGGGAGGCGCCCACCUGGCAGUUAAAAGUCAGCAUAACUGCAGCACUCGCAUGCAGUUUGUUUUUCUGAUGCAUCCGUUUCCAUACUUGCCAUCCUGAUUGAGACUUCAGAUCAUACUGAACGCUGUAUCGACAUAUUGUGCCAAAUGACUGUGACGGAGGAACAUUAGAGUUGUUGAGAAACUUCAAUAGUUAGUCGUGAAUCAGUUACAUUUAGUGAGAUUUUUGUAUCAGAUUCCUUCAUGAAAGGCUUAAGGGUGACUUAUAAUGGAAAAAUCUACUGAAGCUGUUAGCCACAUUUAGCUUGCUUGUUUUGGCUCCUGUAUAAAACCCACUAACAAGUCAGUGUUAACUGCUUGCUCGUAAAAGAAAAGACAAAUAUUGAGCAACUGAGUGGACCAAGGCUACAUCCACACUCCUUUUGUUUUCGUUUUAAAAAUGUGAAACUCUGCCCCAGAUACACUCGCCGUCCACAUUACCCAGGUGUCCCAGUAUUAGCUGUGAAUGCAGAAAUACUUUGUUUUCAGACGUCCCUGCUCUGCCUCCUGUUUCCUCCAGGACAAACAUGCCCAGUGUAUCUGAAUAUGACAUGAUACGUGUUUUCAAAGCCGUGGUAGUAUGGAGGCACGUUACUUGGAGCUGAAAUGCUCGACUGAAAGCAGAUUUUUAUCUGAAAAUGUCUGUUUUCAAAUGAAAAUGUUGUCGUAUGAAUGUAGCCCAAGUCAGAACUAAAUCAAUUAUAAGAAUUAGGAGCAGCGGGCAGUAAUGGGGGUUUUGGUACCUUGCUCAGGGGUACCCCAGCCAUAUCGAACCGGCAACCGUCCAGUUACAAGCCUGUGGAUAUUGGGCUGCAGCAGGUGGAGACAGACGUUUUCACAAUUAAUCGUCAGUGUUUCUGCUGGGUGUUUGAAGUAGGCCACUGUUUACUUACAAAUGAGCCAUAACUGGAUUUUAAUGGUCUGUGAGUGUUUUUUUUUUUGUUUGUUUGUUUAAAUCCCCUAAGUCCUCUUUCUAUUUGAUGUGGCGGCACUUAUUCACCUGAUACAUUCCAUCUACACAAUGCAUAAGAAAUGUCCAGACCUCUUUAGAAACCAUCAACAUUAUUGCUUAGCUGAUAAAAUAGUCUUCAGCACUUGUGACUAUGGCAAACAAAAAAAAAAAGAGUUUUAAUCCUUUAUUUUCUUGGAGAGAUUUGUCCAUUUUUUUGAGGUUUUGGUAUCUGGUAAAAAAAAUAAAUAAUAAUAAUCUGCACCUCAGGGCUCAAAUGACCUAUAAAUAUAUUUGUAUCACCUCUGCAUGGGCUAACCUUCAAAUCCAUGUCCACCCCCUCUGUCAUUCUCAUCAACAUAUUAAAGGUUUAAAAUAAUUAUAGAUAUUUUGAUACUCUAUGACAUAUGCCAUAUACAUAUUACACGUCUAGAGUAAGUUGAUUAUUACAGCUUUGGAUUUUCUUUGUGACGUAUGUUGAGCCGUGUUGAUUACAGUAUGUUUGUACUGUAAAGGAAAUCUGAAUAUGACCUUUAACAGUCAGUGAAUUGUUUGAUUGUCACAGAACUCUGAUCUUGUGUUGACUCGAGGGUGUUUGUAUAUUCAAGGUUUUAUCAACGGGAAUAACAGUAAACCUAAAGUCCUCAGAUGCUCUGGGCAAAGACAGGGAUAAUAUUUGUUUGUCAACACAUUUGCUGGAUAGAUGUAUUAAAUUAACCGCUGUUAUGUUGCUCUGUCGCACCGUUAUUAUCGCUACUCUAGUGCUAGUGUUACCUAAUUUUGCGCCUUGUUUCAAAGCUUGAGCAGUGUUUACUGUUAGUUUGUUAUGAGCACAAAGUUCAGUAUACUACGCUUUGUUCAUGUGUGAUGAUUUCUUUCUUUCUUUUUUAAAUCAGUGGACACAUUGGGAAAUGUACUUGAGUGAUUCACUUUUAAACUCCAGACAGUAUGCUGUAGUGUGCAGGCACUAGUGAUCUCUCUGAAUGUUAAGCUCUUCAACACAGGCCAACACAACACGACUGUCGGCUCAUCUUAACGCCGUUUUUCUGUCCCUGACGAGCAUCCGGCACCUCGUGGUGCCACUUUACAAUCAGUAUCUUUUCCCCAUCGCCAUUCAAAACUUUCUUGUACUUAAUUAUAACUCCACCCACCACCUCUUAUCUUUGCACUAACAGCUUUAAGGGCAUUAGAGCCAAGGACUUUUCAGUGAGGACAUCAUUGUCGGCGAGAUGAGUGCCGUAACCAUGGUUACUGGCCACUCGACACUGCCUUGUGACUCACUUAGUAAUUUCUAUUCACACGAACAACUGUGUGUACUUCUCUUUCAAGUGUGACGAUGCCUCACAUGGUUGUUAUUCUGCAAUAUACUGUACAUGAAUAGCUAUGCAGCUAAAUAUUCUCAGUUCACUGUGUUUGGAGAGUUAUUUAAAUCGGUAGUUUUAACAGAUUACAUUUUUACAAUGUGGCGCUCUUAUGGGUUUUUAAUCACACAUUACGUUUGUUUUGUUUUAUGAACUACUACAGUGUCCUUUAAGUGGGAGUGUGAUGUCUUUGAAAUGUCAUCAAAGACAUCAUCAUAAGGCUCCGUCCGACUAACACUUAGGGAGAUCUCUUUCUUUACUGUCCUUGCUUAUCUGUCCUUUGACCUUUUAAUCACUGAAAUAUUUGAGAGUAUAAAUAGAAGUAGGAGUUAUUUCAAAAUGAAAACAGGUUCCUCCAUGUGUAGUUGGAUUACACAAAUACUGUAUCGUCUCUGGAACCGACGGCUUGGCUGGGAAACUUAAAUCAGGACGUCUCUGAUCUGACUGGCACUGUUGCUGGUUUCAGGUUUUUGACGUAGAUUAUGGUUUUGUGUAUGUUUUAUGAGCUGUACGCCUGUGUUUCAUUCAUUCAUACAUUGUAACUGUAGUUAAGUUGGAACACACUCGCUGUUGUGAUACACACUGUUGAAUUUCUUUGACUGUUCCCUUUAAUAAACUGCUUUUAAUUUGA
Messenger RNA from Solea senegalensis (Senegalese sole), 5006 nucleotides. RefSeq names its product S-adenosylhomocysteine hydrolase-like protein 1. The transcript is spliced from 18 exons. Gene Ontology annotation, cellular component: cytosol. The record is from RefSeq and is a predicted model, not a curated record. Lineage: Eukaryota; Metazoa; Chordata; Actinopteri; Pleuronectiformes; Soleidae. The coding region runs from base 202 to 1857 and encodes 551 amino acids. Gene Ontology annotation, biological process: L-methionine cycle.